AUGGCCGACGAUGUUCUUUAUAAAGAUUUUAAAGCACUGACUUAUUCAGUUUUCCUUUUAUGCAAGGUUACCGUAACAGGCUGGGGAGCUACAGAAAUAGACGGUACUCGUAAAUCUAGUACAGAGUUACUUCAAAUAAAUAUACCAAUCGUUCCGUAUGAUCGAUGCGCUCAAAUAUUUAAGGACAAAGUCGACAUAACCUACAAACAAUUGUGCGCCGGAGGUGAACGUCCAACGGAUUCUAGUUCCGGGGACAGCGGAGGUCCUUUACAAACACUAGGAUUAUUGAAUUACCAAUUAAAGUAUAUUCAGUAUGGCGUUGUCAGUUUUGGAAUAAUGAGCUGUGGAACUCAGGGAAUACCUGGAGUUUAUACUAGAGUAUCAUACUAUAUGGAUUGGAUAUUAAAUACAAUAGCAGAUUAGAAUAGCCAUAUAAUACUGUAUAUAUAACGCUUAACCUUAUUUUAAAAUUGACAGGAAUAUUCAAAAGAAAUAUUAAAUCUUAAAUAGCCAUUAGUUUUUUUUAAAUUAAUUUUUACCUGAUUUUUUUUGUCAUUAUUA
Molecule: messenger RNA, 561 nt
Organism: Cephus cinctus (wheat stem sawfly)
Lineage: Eukaryota; Metazoa; Arthropoda; Insecta; Hymenoptera; Cephidae
Product: serine protease grass
Exons: 2
Coding region: 1-423 (140 amino acids)
Biological process (GO): proteolysis
Molecular function (GO): serine-type endopeptidase activity
Source: RefSeq, a predicted model, not a curated record